AUGGAACAUGGAAACCAAACAUACAUUAAAGAUUUCAUCCUGGUUGGAUUUUCUCAUAAUUUUAUCAUUUGUAUCUUACUUUUUUCUAUGUUUUUUAUCAUUUAUAUUUUGACCAUUAUUGAAAAUGGUUUUCUGAUCUUCACCGUUAUCGUCAGUGCCAAGUUACACACUCCUAUGUAUUAUUUCCUCUGUAAUCUGUCUUUUCUGGAUUUGUGCUUCUCAUCCAGCACUGUUCCAAAAUUACUGAUUGAUAUAUUAUCGGAGAGAAGAAGGAUUUUGGUCAUUGGCUGCUUGACACAGAUGAACACAGUUCUGGUUCUAGGAGGGAUUGAGUGUUUAUUACUGGCGGUGAUGGCCUAUGACCGGUAUAUCGCUAUAUGCUCUCCCUUAUAUUACACCACCAUUAUGAGCUGGAGGGUCUGUAUAUACAUCACAGUCAUUAUUUGGUUAGCCUCUUUCGUGCUCUCAGUUGCCCCCACCAUGGUAAAACCUUUUGUGUUCUGCAAAGAAAACCAACUAAAUCAUUUUUUUUGUGAAGUUUUAGCAGUUUUGGAGUUAGCUUGCGGUGACAUCUCGUUUUAUAAAAUAGCUAUCGUUGUUAUAGGCUUAUUCACAUUAUUAUCACCACCUAUAUUUAUUCUGGUUUCUUAUAUUUGCAUUAUUCAUUCAAUAUUAAAAAUCCAUUCUGCGCAUGGUAGAUCUAAAGCCUUCUCCACCUGUAGCUCCCACCUCCUUGUGGUGUUUAUGUUCUUCGGGACAAGUUUGACCAUGUACAUGGGACAGGCACAUUUUUCGGCUUAUCUGAAAUAUAUUUCCCUGAAUUAUAUGGUUUUUACACCUGUAUUAAAUCCUAUGAUCUACAGCCUGAGGAAUAAUGAAGUGAAAGAAGGAUUUUGGAAAAUUGUAUCCAGACAUUCAGUAACACUCUCCAAGACGGCAUAG
This is a messenger RNA of Hyla sarda, 942 nucleotides long. RefSeq names its product olfactory receptor 13C9-like. Gene Ontology annotation, cellular component: membrane. The transcript has a single exon. Gene Ontology annotation, molecular function: G protein-coupled receptor activity; olfactory receptor activity. Gene Ontology annotation, biological process: G protein-coupled receptor signaling pathway. The record is from RefSeq and is a predicted model, not a curated record. Bases 1 to 942 code for a protein of 313 amino acids. Lineage: Eukaryota; Metazoa; Chordata; Amphibia; Anura; Hylidae.